AUCAUCGCAUACCUCAAGAGCCUAGCAGACUUGAAUUUACGCAUCGAUGCGAUUGAUGCCCUCUGCGAGCCCGACAUGAAAGCAUUGGUGGGAGAACUUCAGAAUCCGCUUGGGGGAUGCAUGUUGCUCUCCAUGGUUUUAGCAGAUGGUUUCUUUUCUGGGCUAUCGGUGAAGGACUUCAAUAUGCCAUUCGAUCCCAAGAUUGGAGCUUUCGAGGUGUUAUGCAAUACAAUUGACAUAAACAAGCUGGAUUUCUUCGUUUCGUUUUCCUCAGUUUCAGCACUAUUUGGCAAUACAGGUCAAACUAAUUAUGCAGCA
Molecule: messenger RNA, 318 nt
Organism: Suillus fuscotomentosus
Lineage: Eukaryota; Fungi; Basidiomycota; Agaricomycetes; Boletales; Suillaceae
Product: polyketide synthase
Exons: 1
Biological process (GO): secondary metabolite biosynthetic process; fatty acid biosynthetic process
Molecular function (GO): fatty acid synthase activity
Source: RefSeq, a predicted model, not a curated record